Molecule: messenger RNA, 1422 nt
Organism: Microthlaspi erraticum
Lineage: Eukaryota; Viridiplantae; Streptophyta; Magnoliopsida; Brassicales; Brassicaceae
Source: the annotation of a GenBank genome assembly
AUGUUGGAAGAUCGAUCACCAGAUUCGUGUUUGAUCUCAAGGGUUUUCUCAAGCUCUCGCAUCUCCGAAUCAAACUGGUCAAAGUCUUUCAUGUAUCCAGAGGACGACGAUGCGAACAACAACAACAAGCUCACCACCAAUGGCAAGAGAGCUCUCGAGGUCGCUGGUGAGAUUCGGCAGACGAAAUCACUCAAGCUAAUGGGUUUCUCGAUUAAGUACGAUAGCGAUUCCUCUGACUACACACUAAGCAGCGGCGAUGGCGAUGGCGAUGGCGAUGGCUCGACGAGUCAGGAGCAAGAACAGUCCGACUCUAACAACAACAACAACGGCGGUGAAGGAGAUUCCUCCGAUACGCAUUCUCUCAUCAACGAGAUCGGCCGUGACAACUCCAUAGACUGCCUCGUCCGCUGCUCGAGGUCCGACUACGGCUCGAUCGCUUCCUUGAACAGGAACUUCCGUUCUCUGGUGAAGAGCGGAGAUAUCUACAGACUAAGGAGGCAGAACGGGUUUGUGGAGCAUUGGGUUUACUUCUCGUGCCAGCUCUUGGAAUGGGUUGCGUUUGAUCCUGUUGAGAGAAGGUUUAUGCAGUUGCCUACAAUGCCUUCGAGUGUCACCUUCAUGUGUGCAGAUAAGGAGUCUCUAGCCGUUGGCACUGACCUUCUCGUCUUGGGGAAAGACGAUUUCGCUUCCCAUGUAAUAUACAGAUACAGCUUAUUGACUAAUUCUUGGUCUUCUGGUAUGAAGAUGAACUCUCCGAGGUGUUUGUUCGGAUCUGCGAGCCUCGGGGAGAUUGCGAUAUUCGCAGGGGGUUGUGACUCUCAGGGGAAGAUUCUUGAUUUCGCUGAGAUGUACAACUCGGAGCUUCAGAGCUGGAUAACGCUUCCGAGGAUGAACAAGCCGAGGAAGAUGAGUUCCGGUGUGUUCAUGGACGGGAAGUUCUAUGUGAUCGGUGGAAUCGGCGGUGCUGAUUCGAAAGUGUUGACUUGUGGAGAGGAGUACGAUUUGGAGACCAAGAAGUGGACUGAGAUCCCUGACUUGUCGCCUCCGAGAAGCCGUGCUGAUCAAGGUGCUGGUGGGAUGUCGCCGGCGGCUGAAGCGCCGCCUCUUGUGGCGGUUGUGAAUAACCAGUUGUAUGUUGCGGAUCACGCGGAUAUGGAAGUGAGGAAGUAUGAUAAGGAGAAGAAGAAGUGGUUGACGAUUGGGAGAUUGCCGGAGAGAGCUGGCUCGGUUAAUGGUUGGGGUUUGGCGUUUAGGGCUUGCGGGGAGAGGUUGAUUGUGAUUGGUGGACCGAAGUACGCCGGAGGAGGGUUUAUAGAGCUGAAUUCUUGGAUACCAAGCGAAGGUGGUCCACCGCAGUGGACGUUGCUUGAUAGGAAACAUUCUCCUAAUUUCGUUUACAAUUGUGCGGUAAUGGGUUGCUGA